AUGGCCUUACCGUCACAUCUCACCAUCACCAGCACAUAUGGAUCGCGAGCCGGCCUCCCCACCACCGGCCCUCUGGCCUCCUACCUGCUGCGCUUGAUUUCCAUCAAGCAGACAAAUCUGUGUCUGUCUGCAGAUGUGGAGACCUCCGCCGAACUUAUCCAGCUCGCCGAAGAUGUUGGUGACUCGAUUUGCCUGCUCAAGACCCACUGCGACAUUGUUACAGACUGGACAGACCGGACAGCCACAGCCUUGAGGGAGAUUGCGAAGAGGAAAUCCUUCCUCAUUUUUGAGGACCGCAAAUUUGCCGACAUUGGUGAAACUGUGCAGAAGCAGUACACGUCAGGACACCACCGCAUCGCGCUGUGGGCCGAGAUCACCAACGCCCACAUCAUCCCCGGCCCUGCUAUCGUUACCGCCCUUGAGAAAGCCGCCGAAUCGACCAUCGCGAAGUACAACACUGGCGUGCAUACUGAGAUCUCUGCUUCAACUCGCGCUACGCUGAACGGCGCAGGUGAAGAUGAGGAUGAGGACGACGAGGUCCCUCCUAUGGAUGGUGCGCUUGAGUCGCCUAUGCUCAUGGACGACGGCGAAAGACGGCUCAGCAUCAAGCCCAUGGACAGGAAACAGAGCGUGGUCAGUGUCAGCACCACCAUCUCCACACGCACUGAGAGCAUUUCGCCAAGACCGGAGGCACUCAAUGCUUCUGGCGACACAUUCGACCUGGACACAGUCAAGCAGCUUGCCCGCUUAGGCGAACCUCCCUUCUUGCGCUCGUUGCUUCUGCUUGCCGAAAUGAGCUCUGCUGGACACCUUAUGACACCUGAAUACCGCCAGGCUAGCGUUGAUAUCGCGCGAUCCCAUCGCGACUUCGUUAUGGGCUUCAUUGCUCAGCGAAGCCUGAAUAUCGAGCCAGACGACAACUUUAUAACCAUGACACCUGGUUGCCAAUUGCCACCGCCUGGUCAAGAAGGCGCGAAGCUUGGAGAUAGCCUAGGUCAGCAAUACAACACACCGCGAAAGCUGAUCUUCGAGUCCGGCUGCGAUAUUAUCAUCGUCGGACGCGGCAUCGUCCGUGCCUCAGAUCGUAAGGCAGAGGCACAGCGCUAUAGGCAAGCAGGAUGGCAGGCAUACAAGGAGCGAAUUGGACAGGGCCAGUAA
Didymella exigua CBS 183.55 is the source of this 1158-nucleotide messenger RNA. RefSeq names its product Orotidine 5'-phosphate decarboxylase. The record is from RefSeq and is a predicted model, not a curated record. Bases 1 to 1158 code for a protein of 385 amino acids. The transcript is spliced from 2 exons. Lineage: Eukaryota; Fungi; Ascomycota; Dothideomycetes; Pleosporales; Didymellaceae. Gene Ontology annotation, biological process: 'de novo' UMP biosynthetic process; 'de novo' pyrimidine nucleobase biosynthetic process. Gene Ontology annotation, cellular component: cytosol. Gene Ontology annotation, molecular function: orotidine-5'-phosphate decarboxylase activity.